AUGAAGUUUUUUAUCUGUCUGUCGGCACUUUUGCUGGUUUCGGCCAAUGCCGAAUCAGAGCAGAAGAAGUCCGAGGCCACCGACAAGGCGGCCGUCCCGCUGGAGAAGAAGCUGGACAAACGCGGCCUGCUGAGCCUGGGCUACGGGUACGGCAUUAACGGGCUCGACGUGGGCUACAUCGGGGGCGGUGGGCACGUCGGUGGUGCGUACCAUGCGGCGCACGACCAUCACUACGGCCAUCACAGCUACUACCUCGGUGGGCACACCGACGUCACCAAGACGGUGACGCUGGUCAAGGGAGUCCCGGUGCCGUACACGGUGGAGAAGCACGUCCCGUACACCGUCGAGAAGCAUGUGCCAUACCCGGUGAAGGUGCCGGUUCCGCAGCCCUACGAGGUCGUCAAGCACGUCCCGGUGCACGUCAAGGAGUACGUGAAGGUGCCGGUCCAUGUGCCCGCUCCGUACCCGGUGGAGAAGAAGGUCCCGUACCCGGUGCACGUUCCGGUCGAUCGACCCUACCCGGUGAAGGUGUUCGUGCCGCAGCCGUACGAGGUGACCAAGCAUGUGCCGUACCCCGUCAAGGUGCCCGUCCCGCAGCCCUACGAAGUGACCAAGCAUGUGCCGGUCCCGGUGAAGGUGGAGGUCCCCGUCCCGGUGCCGUACACCGUCGAGCGGAAGGUGCCCGUCCCGGUGAAGGUCCCAGUCGAUCGGCCCUACCCCGUGCACGUCCCCGCUCCGUAUCCCGUCGAGGUGGAGAAACCCGUCCCGUACACCGUCGAGAAGCCAGUCCCGUAUGAGGUGAAGGUCCCGGUCGACCGUCCCUACCCGGUUCCGGUGGAGAAGCCCGUCCCGUACCCGGUCAAGGUGCCCGUCCCGAAGCCAUACUACGUCGAGAAGCACAUCCCGUACACCGUCGAGAAGCCAGUCCCGUACCCCGUGAAGGUCCCGAUCGAUCGUCCCUAUCCGGUCACGGUGGAGAAGCACAUCCCGGUCGAGAAGCCCGUCCCGGUGCCGGUAAAGGUUCCGGUUGCCGUGCCAGUGCCAGUGCACCACGACCAUCACCACCACCAUUUGGAGCAUCUGCACGAGCCGCACCACCAUCAUCACGAUGUGAGCUACACUAGCUUCAGCGGCUACGGACACGACUACAGUUACCACCACUAA
Anopheles coustani is the source of this 1164-nucleotide messenger RNA. Its product is annotated as BCL-6 corepressor-like protein 1. Lineage: Eukaryota; Metazoa; Arthropoda; Insecta; Diptera; Culicidae. The transcript is spliced from 2 exons. The coding region runs from base 1 to 1164 and encodes 387 amino acids. The record is from RefSeq and is a predicted model, not a curated record.